UCCGGGAGCCGCGGCGCAGUCGGUUUAGUCCCGACUCGAGCUUCCCAGCAGCGCCCUCCCCCGGGGCGGGCCCUGACUCUCGGUGCCAAGACGAGUGGGCGGCCAAGAAGCCGGUGGCCGACUGGGCGAGCGGCUGCAAGGAGCGGUGAGACUGGAGCGGUCAGGCUGGUGCCAGGACGAAGCGGCCGCGGCGAUCGGAAGAGAAACGAGGCCGGGGAAAGAGGAGGAAACAGAGCAGAUGAAGGGGAGCCGCCGCCGAGGAAGGAGGCGGAUCCUUUCGGCGGCCGCUGCAGCUGUUCCGGGACGCGGUCCAGGGAGUCGGCCCGCCUGUGAGGUGCUGGCCAGGUAGCUCCCCACCCAGAGGGCGCCCUCCCCGACCCCUCCCAGAGCGCUCGGCACGGAAGGAGCCAGGACCGCGCUCCGGGUGGCCAGGGCGCACCGCACCCCGAGAGGGGCGCCCUUGAGCCGCGCCGCGGCGCAGGUUCGCUUGCCGACUUGUCCGCCCGCCAAGAAAAGGAAGAGCUGUCCCUUCCCGCUCAACCCGGUUCCCCACCCCUUGUACUCUACACCCUGCAGAGGGCGAGCGGCGCGGCCACGGAGGCGCCGAGGAGGGGCGAGCCGCCGCCGGGCAGCGGCGUCCCUUCGGGGGAGAGGGCGCCGGAGAGGAGGCGGCGGCGCGGCGCGACGCGGGAUGGCAGCUGCUUAGCCCGGCGCGCGCGGAGCAGCCCCGAGCUGUGGCUGGCCAGACGGUGCGGCUGGGCGGGGGACGCCGCCGCCACUGCAGCCGGGCCGGGAGAGAUGAGCGCGGAGGCGGGCGAGGGCAUCACUUUCUCCGUGCCACCCUUGGCCGAGGGCGGCAGCUACCGGAGGGGAGGAGCGGCGGCGGCCGCCGAGGGCGAGGAGAACCAGCUGCCGCCGCCGCCACCGGGCAGCUUCUGGAACGUGGAGAGUGCUGCGGCCCCUGGUGCUGGGUGUCCCAGUGCCACCUCCGGGAGCAGCGCCACCCGGUGCCGGGGCAACUCUGGUGGCGGAGGAGGCCGACAGACCACGGUGGCAUAUGUCAUCAACGAAGCGAGCCAGGGGCAGCUGGUGGUGGCCGAGAGCGAGGCCCUGCAGUGCCUGCGGCAGGCGUGCGAGACGGUGGGCGCCACCUUGGAGACCCUGCAUUUCGGGAAACUGGACUUUGGGGAAACUGCGGUGCUGGACCGUUUUUACAAUGCAGAUAUUGCCGUGGUGGAGAUGAGUGAUGCCUUCCGGCAGCCGUCUUUAUUUUACCACCUUGGAGUGAGAGAAAGUUUCAGCAUGGCCAACAACAUCAUCCUCUACUGUGAUACUAAUUCAGACUCUCUGCAGUCACUGAAGGAAAUCAUUUGCCAGAAGAAUACUAUGUGCACUGGGAACUACACAUUUAUUCCUUACAUGAUAACUCCACAUAACAAGGUCUACUGCUGUGAUAGCAGCUUCAUGAAGGGCUUGACAGAGCUCAUGCAGCCGAACUUUGAGCUGCUCCUUGGACCCAUCUGCUUACCUCUUGUGGAUCGUUUCAUUCAACUUUUGAAGGUGGCACAAGCAAGUUCCAGCCAGUAUUUCCGGGAAUCUAUACUCAACGAUAUCAGGAAAGCUCGUAACUUAUACACUGGUAAAGAAUUGGCAGCUGAAUUGGCAAGAAUUCGACAGCGAGUGGAUAAUAUUGAAGUCCUGACAGCAGAUAUUGUCAUAAAUCUGUUACUUUCCUACAGAGAUAUCCAGGACUAUGAUUCUAUUGUGAAGCUGGUAGAGACUUUAGAAAAGCUGCCAACCUUUGAUUUGGCCUCCCAUCACCAUGUGAAGUUUCAUUAUGCAUUUGCACUGAAUAGGAGAAAUCUCCCUGGAGAUAGAGCAAAAGCUCUUGACAUUAUGAUUCCCCUGGUGCAAAGCGAAGGGCAAGUUGCUUCAGAUAUGUAUUGCCUCGUUGGUCGAAUCUACAAAGAUAUGUUUUUGGACUCUAAUUUCAUGGAUUCUGAAAGUAGAGACCAUGGAGCUUCUUGGUUCAAAAAGGCAUUUGAAUCUGAGCCAACACUACAGUCAGGAAUUAAUUAUGCAGUCCUACUCCUGGCAUCUGGGCACCAGUUUGAAUCUUCCUUUGAGCUCCGAAAAGUUGGGGUGAAGCUCAGUAGCCUUCUUGGUAAAAAGGGAAACUUGGAAAAGCUCCAGAGCUACUGGGAAGUUGGAUUUUUCCUGGGAGCAAGUGUCCUGGCCAAUGACCACUUGAGAGUCAUUCAAGCAUCUGAAAAGCUUUUUAAACUGAAGACACCUGCAUGGUACCUCAGGUCUAUUGUAGAGACAAUUUUGAUAUAUAAGCAUUUUGUGAAACUGACUUCAGAACAGCCCGUGGCCAAGCAGGAACUUGUGGACUUCUGGAUGGAUUUCCUCGUUGAGGCCACAAAGACAGAUGUCACUGUAGUUAGGUUUCCAGUAUUAAUAUUAGAACCAACCAAAAUCUAUCAACCUUCGUAUUUGUCUAUCAACAAUGAAGUGGAGGAAAAGACAAUAUCUAUCUGGCACGUACUUCCUGAUGACAAGAAAGGUAUACAUGAGUGGAAUUUUAGUGCUUCUUCUGUCAGGGGAGUGAGUAUUUCUAAAUUUGAAGAACGAUGCUGUUUCCUUUAUGUGCUUCACAAUUCUGAUGAUUUCCAAAUCUAUUUCUGUACAGAACUUCAUUGUAAAAAGUUUUUUGAAAUGGUGAACACCAUUACCGAAGAGAAGGGGAGAAACACAGAGGAAGGAGAUUGUGAAGGGGACUCCCUGGAGUAUGACUAUGAAUAUGAAGAAAAUGGUGACAGAGUCAUUUUAGGAAAAGGCACUUAUGGGAUAGUUUAUGCAGGUCGAGAUCUGAGCAACCAAGUCAGAAUCGCCAUUAAGGAAAUCCCAGAGAGAGAUAGCAGAUACUCCCAGCCCCUACAUGAAGAAAUAGCACUGCAUAAGCAUCUGAAGCACAAAAAUAUUGUUCAGUAUCUGGGCUCUUUCAGUGAGAAUGGUUUCAUUAAAAUCUUCAUGGAGCAGGUCCCAGGGGGAAGUCUUUCUGCUCUCCUUCGUUCCAAAUGGGGCCCACUGAAAGACAACGAGCAAACAAUUGGCUUUUAUACCAAGCAAAUACUGGAAGGAUUAAAAUACCUCCAUGACAAUCAGAUAGUUCACCGGGAUAUAAAGGGUGACAAUGUGUUGAUUAAUACCUAUAGUGGUGUUCUCAAGAUCUCUGAUUUCGGGACAUCAAAGAGGCUUGCUGGCAUAAAUCCAUGUACUGAAACUUUUACUGGUACCCUUCAGUAUAUGGCACCAGAAAUAAUAGAUAAAGGACCAAGAGGCUACGGGAAAGCAGCAGACAUUUGGUCUUUGGGCUGCACAAUCAUUGAAAUGGCCACUGGAAAACCACCCUUUUAUGAACUGGGGGAACCACAAGCAGCUAUGUUCAAGGUGGGGAUGUUUAAAGUCCACCCGGAGAUCCCAGAGUCCAUGUCGGCAGAGGCCAAAGAGUUCAUAUUGAAAUGUUUUGAACCAGACCCUGACAAGAGAGACUGUGCUAACGACUUGCUUAUGGAUGAGUUCUUAAAGGUUUCAAGCAAAAAGAAAAAGACACAACCUAAGCUUUCAGCUCUUUCAGCUGGAUCGAAUGAGUAUCUUAGAAGCAUCUCCCUGCCAGUGCCUGUCCUGGUGGAGGACACAAGCAGUAGCAGUGAGUACGGCUCAGUUUCUCCAGAUACGGAGUUAAAGGUGGAUCCCUUCUCUUUCAAAACAAGAGCCAAGUCCUGCGGAGAAAAAGAUGUCAAAGGAAUGCGGACGCUCUUUCUGGGCAUCCCUGACGAAAAUUUUGAAGACCACAGCGCUCCACCUUCUCCUGAAGAAAAAGAUUCUGGAUUCUUUAUGCUGAGGAAGGACAGUGAGAGACGGGCCACACUUCACAGGAUCCUGACCGAAGACCAAGACAAAGUUGUGAGAAACUUAAUGGAAUCUUUGGCUCAGGGGGCCGAAGAACCUAGACUAAAAUGGGAGCACAUCACAACCCUCGUCGCAAGCCUCGGAGAAUUUGUGAGGUCCACUGACCGGAAGAUCAUAGCCACCACCCUGUCCAAGCUGAAGCUGGAGCUGGACUUUGACAGCCAUGGCAUUAGUCAAGUUCAGGUGGUGCUCUUCGGCUUUCAAGAUGCUGUCAAUAAAGUUCUUCGGAAUCAUAAUAUCAAGCCACACUGGAUGUUUGCCUUAGACAGUAUCAUCCGAAAGGCGGUGCAGACAGCCAUUACCAUUCUGGUUCCAGAACUGAGGCCACAUUUUAGCCUUGCAUCUGAGAGUGAUACCGCCGAUCAAGAAGACUUGGAUGCAGAAGAUGACCAUGAAGAACAGCCUUCAAAUCAAACUGUCCGAAGACCUCAUGUGGUCCUUGAAGAUGCUGUGGCCACCUCAGGGGUGAGCACACUCAGCUCUACUGUAUCCCAUGACUCCCAGAGUGCCCACCGGUCGCUGAAUGUACAGCUUGGAAGGAUGAAAAUAGAAACAAAUAGAUUACUGGAAGAAUUGGUUCAGAAAGAGAAAGAAUUACAAGCACUCCUUCAUCAAGCUAUUGAAGAAAAAGACCAAGAAAUUAAACACCUGAAGCUUAAGUCCCAACCAAUAGAUAUUCCUGGGUUGCCUGUGUGUCACCUGAAUUCUCCUGGCACAAAUACUGAAGAUUCUGAACUUACUGAAUGGCUGAGAGAAAAUGGAGCUGAUGAAGACACUAUAAGUCGGUUUUUGGCUGAGGAUUAUUCACUAGCAGAUGUUCUCUACUAUGUUACACGUGACGAUUUAAAAUGCCUGAGACUAAGGGGAGGGAUGCUGUGUACACUGUGGAAAGCCAUCACUGACUUUCGCGACAAACAGACCUGACUGUCGCUCAAUUUGUUUCCAACUUUCCGUGGAGAUUCUAAAAACAAAUGCAGACCUGAUCUUCUAGGCGAGGGAGAAUCGAAGGGAGAGGAGAAAGAAGCUGCACUUUAAAUCCAGUAUUUGUUUACUCGUGUUAAAAAAAAAACAAAACAGACAAAAUACACUGAAAUUUCCUAACUGCUUCUAUUUCUAUGAUUCAUAAGGACUCUUUGUAAGGACUCUCAAAAUAAUCCUAAACACUGCAGUGUUUGGGAUUAUUUUAGUCUGAACAUUUUUAUGGAAAUAUUGUUAAUUCAGCAGCUAUAGCACUUCAGCCAAAUGUUUAUUUCACACGAAAUGGAUAGAACAUGUCAUGUGACUGUGCAUCACUGGAACAAAACCAAAAUGUGACAAUAACUUUUUAGGCUUAUGUGUGUUUGUAACAUGCCCUAAUAAUUUGAGUAGAAAUGCGUGAUUUUGAUUAUUGUAUAAAGUUUAUGGGGUUUUUUUAAAGUGUGCAGAAUCUGAGAGCAAUGGUUUUUACUUACCUGUAUUAAUUGUAAUAUUGACUAUAUUUUGUAACUUAAGUUUCCGGUCUAGAGUACAUUUGUUUGAGACAUUUAUGUACUACUGAACUGUACCAGUUGCACCUGCCUGAAUCCUAGUAACAUUAGCUUGUUCUAAAGCUACCCCUUGUGUCAUAUUUACUCUAAAAAGUAAAAAGACUCUCAACAUACUGUUUUGAUAAAUUCUAAAGAAUUCGUAUUUUGUUUUGGCAGUCUAGAUAAUUACUAUGUCAAAAUUCUAACCGUUUCUUCAUCUCUAACGUUAAAUAGAAUCUGUCUUCUCUUCAAGUAGUCAAAGAACAACUGACGUCCAAGUCAUUCCUCAGGGCUACAGAGUGGUAAAAGAGAGAACGUGGAAAAACAGAAUAAAAGAAAGUCAGUGUCUUUUUCUCAAGGCCCCAAGUUACCAUGAAUGACUAUUGUGUACCCCUUCAAAGGGGCUGCAAAUAGCAUCCCAGUGGAGAACACUGCAUUUUCUAUUCCCUUAAUUUUAGUUCUCAUAUUUGAGGGAAAUAUUUUUAUUUUAAGCUGGAUACGUAUUUUAUUUUAUAAGCCUGCCCAUGUGAAUAGGAUGAAGUCUGAAGCUCCUAGGUGGAUGAAUGACAUAAACAAAUUUCUUAAAUACAGAGGAACCUGUUUAUUAUGCAAGAUAGAAAUAUCAGAGCUAUAUCAUGACUUGAUCCAUGUAGAACAGUCUUUGAUA
Messenger RNA from Kogia breviceps (pygmy sperm whale), 6147 nucleotides. RefSeq names its product mitogen-activated protein kinase kinase kinase 5 (gene MAP3K5). The record is from RefSeq and is a predicted model, not a curated record. Gene Ontology annotation, molecular function: ATP binding; MAP kinase kinase kinase activity. NCBI's taxonomy places the organism in Eukaryota, Metazoa, Chordata, Mammalia, Artiodactyla, Physeteridae. Gene Ontology annotation, biological process: protein phosphorylation; MAPK cascade; cellular response to stress.